Messenger RNA from Dimorphilus gyrociliatus, 9071 nucleotides. The record is from the annotation of a GenBank genome assembly. Lineage: Eukaryota; Metazoa; Annelida; Polychaeta; Dinophilidae.
UAAAAGUAUCUAGGGCUACAAUUGCCAGAUCUACUAAUCUCGUCAAAAAUAAGUUUCCUAAAAUACACAGGAUAUGAAUAAUGCUGAAACUAUCUUCACUCCUAUAAGAAUCAUUCAGCAAUUGUAUUUGCCAUAUUCCCAUAAUGUUUAAUCCAUUUAAAGCUUUUAAGAAUUCUAGUUGCGAAAGAGGUUUGUACUACCAACCUAAAAUAUAUAUAUAUAUAUAUAUAUAUAUACACAUAUAUAUAUGCAAGUAUAUAUUUAAUAUGAAUGUUGUCUUUGCAUUUUACAGUCGAUCACGUAUAAAUUUUACCAGAGAAUAGAUUCAAUUGAAAUGAGUUAGUUAAUUGUUACUUUAUAUGAUACAUCCGGUGUGAUUUUGCUGAACGAUUCUAGCUAGCUUUUACAUAUAUAAUUUUCUGUAACAUAUCAAACAAUAGAUGGCGCAAUAGAUAUCUUCUCAUUCAUUUUGGGUUGAAAGCAAGCGUCUGCCUGUGUCAUAGAAGACUUAAUAAAAAGACAAAAUCGAGCUGAUCAGCUCUUCAUUUUACUAUAAUCAAAAACUUUCAUAUGCUUCCAAAUAACAGCUGUUCUAUACCGGCCUAUUAACUAUCAUCGUUUUGGGUAGUCAGUAACAUAUUGCACAGCAUUCAACAACGAUGGUUAGCUUAAAAAGGAAGAGUGUUUCAGGUUUGUCAAUUUCCUAAACAAAGUUUUUCAAUUGCUCUCCUGAAAAAUCUAUUAUAUUCCAAAUGUUCUUCUUCUUAAUGAAUCAUAAUAAUAGUUAGAUAAAUUGGAUUGUUUAAUAGAAUUGUUUCUUCCGGUUGUGUUUGGACAUUAGGGGGUUGGGAAAUUAAUUCAUUCUAUAGAACCGUGAAUUUUUGGUAUUUUCUCUCUAUUCAUCCUAUGAUGACAGUGGGGAGUGGGUUUUAUUGAUUUUUUUCCACACUUGUUUUUACCUUAUGUGUAGCUUAAGUAGAACAAAUUGAAAUACACACUGCAAAUUAAUGCACCAUCAUUUACUAUGGAUAUUAGAAGCUAUUAUCCAUCAAUAAUUUCAUGUUAAAGAAAGCGACAUUGUCAAUAAUGAAUUAAGUUGCAUUCACUGACAUUUUCGCAUUUUGAGAAGGGGCGGAGAGAAUUUGACUAAAUUUAACUGUUAAAAAAAGCCUUAUCAUUAUUUUUGUUAAGUUCAAGUUUAAAAUAAGUAAAACAAUAAAUAAUAAUAUAAACAGUCUAAAAGAAAGAAUAAACGAACUAUUUUGUUCUAUUCCAUUGAGAAACAUAACGCAGUGAACGAGAUAGAAAUCGACUUUUUUCUGUGAUGACUCUGUGUAUUUACUUGUGAUAUGACGACACACAGUGAGUGAUAACAUUAUUGAAGACAAAUUCCCUGUUUUUUUUUUAUCAGUUACUUAUUUAAAGAAAUGGAGACAGAGUAAAUUGCUAAAAGAAAAAACAGAACAAAGUGUCAAGAGUCUAGUUGAGAAUAUUUAUUUAGAUAGAAUAUUCCAGCUUUUUUUUGGCUUUUUUUUUAUUAAUUUUAAUAUGCAAAAUUGAUUGCAUAAUUGUAAAAGUAUUUUGUAAUCUAUCAGAGUAGGAAGCUAAUUAGUUUUAUUUUCUUUUCUUUGUUAAUUGACCGAAAUAGUGUUAUAUUUUUGGCGCGAGACGAGACGAGUGGCGCCUCGCCAUCUCUCUCUCUCUCUCUCUCCAGAUUAUAAACUCGACUCGCAUGGAAUGGAUAGCGUUGAAAGAUUUUGGCCGAGAAAAGAGAGUUUGUCAAGAGUUUGUAGAUGAUUUUGACGUCUAUAACGAUGAUAUAGUCAGUGAUUGUUACCAUGAAUACCAUCAAAUGACUCCAACAAGCGCCGGUCCAAGCGACGACACGGCAUCCGGAGGCAAUAUAGGAGUUGGAAAUUCAGAGCAAGAUCACAGAACUAUAGGAAUUAAUGAGGUUGCUGAUCACGCUGUCAAAUUCCCAGAUAAUUCCAUACGAACAUCCAAAUAUAAUUAUUUUGAUUUUCUUCCCCGAUUUCUCUUUGAACAAUUUCGAAAAUAUGCAAAUAUUUUCUUCUUAAUUAUUUCUUGCUUCCAACAAAUACCAAAUGUCUCUCCGACUGGAAAGUUCACAACGGCUGUACCGUUUUUUCUCAUCUUAUGUGUGUCGGCUUUAAAAGAGAUUUUUGAAGAUUUUAAACGUCAUAGGGCAGAUAAAGCAACUAAUCAGCAAAAAGUGGAAGUUAUGAGAAACGGCGGAUGGCAAUCUGUGGAAUGGCGUCACGUCCAAGUUGGCGAAUUUGUUAGAAUAGUUAGUGGUUCGUUCUUUCCAGCAGAUAUUGUGCUUUUAUCCUCAUCCGAACCGGAAGCUAUGUGCUAUAUAGAGACAGCAAACUUAGAUGGAGAGACAAACUUGAAAAUACGGCAAGGUUUAAGCCAAACUAAACACUUGUUAGAUCAUAAAGCCCUAGCAGCUCUUAAGGGUCGUGUAGUUUGUGAAAAGCCCAAUAGGCAUUUGUACGAAUUCAGGGGAAAUAUUGAAUUACGUGCAGGACGUGAUACGCAAUCCGGAGUAUAUCCGCUCGGGCCGGAACAGUUACUAUUACGAGGAGCCAUGCUUAGGAAUACCAGAUGGAUAUUCGGUAUAGUGGCUUACUCUGGUCGAGAUACUAAAUUAGUUCUCAACUCUACUAAAGCUCCCUUGAAGAUGUCGUCCGUGGAGCGAAUGACUAACUAUCAAAUACUUUACCUAUUCGCAGGACUUAUGGUUUUAUCACUAUUAUCUGCCAUUCUAUACGAAGUUUGGAGUAAUAAAAAUGCGAAAUCGCAUUGGUACUUAGGAUUCUAUGGUUAGUUUUUUUUUCUAUUCCCCAUCAGCAAUUGUGUGGUUUAAUGAUUAACAAGGGAGAAGAGAUAAAUCUCUUUUUAUUUCCUAUUAUUUACAAUAAAUUAAUUAAUUAUUUCUAACAGUCAAAAAUUCCAAAGGCAAAGGUUUGUUGAGUAAACUAAGCUUCUACGGUCAGGGGCGUCUUAAGAUAUCAAUCUGGACGCAAACCGUUUACUAAAUCAUUAAUUUGCUUUUUCUUAAAUUUUUAUUAUAUAAAAAUGUAAAUAAACUGGCUUAACCUUUUACUACUGCCUGGGGUUGGCUUUUUCGGUGCUUUAAUUUACAAUUUUAUUCAUUUAGGUCCUUAAUCUGCAUCUAAAAAUAUUAAAUAAUAUUCUAUUCUAUUUCCAUUUUUCUUUACUAUUCCUUACAGAGGCAAUGCCAAACAACUUUGGAUUAAACCUGCUGACAUUCAUAAUUCUCUAUAAUAAUCUUAUACCAAUUUCAUUGCCAGUUACUUUGGAAGUAGUAAAGUUCUUUCAAGCUAUUUUUAUAAAUUGGGACUUAGAUAUGUAUUAUGAAGAGAAUGACACUCCAGCAAACGCUCGUACUUCAAAUUUAAAUGAGGAAUUAGGAGCUAUAAGAUAUAUAUUUUCGGAUAAAACGGGCACUUUAACAAGAAAUGAAAUGGAAUUUCGAAAGUGUAGCAUAGCAGGUGUACAAUAUGGAAGCAAUGAUGAAAACAUGCAACACUUUGAUGAUCCUGAGCUUCAAAACGCUCUUGGACGAAAUGAUAAAAAUGUACAAGAUUUUCUUCUUUUACUGGCGAUUUGUCACACUGCUGUGCCGGAAAAAGAGGAAGAUGGAGAGAUCGAAUAUCAAGCCUCUUCACCUGAUGAGAAAGCUUUAGUUCUUGCUGCUAAAAAAGAAGGCUACCGGUUCAUAACUCGUACACCGGAUUAUGUCGAAGUUGAGAUUGCUGCUAAGGGGGAAAUAGUGCGCUAUGAAGUUUUGCAUGUACUCGAAUUCACAUCAACGAGAAAACGAAUGAGUGUUAUCGUCAGAACCCCAGAGGGUAAACUAAAAUUGAUGGUGAAAGGAGCUGAUAACGUUAUAUUUGAUCGCUUGUCGAAAAAUUCUCAAUAUAAGAAUGAAACGAUUAAUCACCUUGAGGACUUUGCUAAAGACGGCUUACGAACUCUAGUUUGUGCCGUAGCAGAUAUUGAACCCAACUUUUAUGAGGAGUGGAAAGAAUUACAAAUACAAGCUACCCUGGAUGUAAAUAAUAGAGACGAUCUUUUAGCUGAAGCUGCUGAGAAGAUUGAACGUAAUCUUCUCCUAUUAGGAGCGACGGCCAUCGAAGAUAAACUUCAAAUAGGGGUUCCUGAUGCAAUUGCCGAUCUAUCGAAAGCGGACAUUAAGAUAUGGGUGUUGACAGGCGACAAACAAGAGACUGCCAUUAAUAUAGGUUAUUCUUGUAAGCUAUUGACUGCAGAUAUGCCUUUAAUCACUAUAAACGAAGAAGACUUGGAGAGUACAAGACGAGAAAUCCGCUAUUACACAGAGAAGUUUCGAACAGAAAACCGAUUAAGUAAAGAUAAUACUGAAAAUAAAGAAGCCCUGAUUGUGGACGGCCAUACAUUGAAAUGGGCUCUGGAAGAAGAACUUUGGCAAGAAUUCGUAAGUCUAGCCGUGAGUUGUAAAGCCGUUAUUUGCUGCAGAGUAUCACCAUUGCAAAAGGCUGAUAUAGUAAAGUUUGUUAAGAAGUUUGUAUCUGGAACCAUAACACUAGCAAUUGGUGACGGAGCAAACGAUGUGGGAAUGAUUCAAGAAGCCCACGUGGGCGUCGGCAUUUCUGGUCACGAAGGACUCCAGGCUGCUCAUGCUUCUGAUUAUGCAAUUGGACAAUUUAGAUUUUUGAAUAAGCUAAUUUUAGUUCAUGGAGCAUGGUCUCAUCAGCGUUUAACAAAGCUUAUCCUCUACUCCUUUUAUAAGAAUGUUUGCUUAUAUGUUAUUGAAUUCUGGUUUGCGGUUGUAUCCGGCUUUUCUGGUCAGAUUGUGUUCGAUAGGUGGACGAUAGCCCUUUACAACGUCGUCUUUACGGCCGCUCCCCCUCUAGCCCUCGGACUAUUUGAUCGGCAUUGCACUGCAAAGAGUUUGCUAAAUUUUCCACAAUUAUAUAGAACUUCUCAAUUGUCCGAAACAUUUAAUGUCAAAGUUUUUUGGUUUUGGAUAAUGAAUGCAGUUUAUCAUUCAAUUCUAUUGUUUUGGAUGCCUUUGUGCUUUCUCAGCCAUGAUAUAGCUUUCCGCGAUGGAAAAGUUGGUGACUAUUUAUUUCUUGGCAAUAUGGUUUACACUUAUGUUGUUGUUACUGUUUGUUUAAAGGCUGCCUUGGAACAUAGUGCUUGGACAGUUUUUAGCCAUGUUGCAAUAUGGGGUUCAAUUGUCACUUGGUUUUUAACAUUGUUGACUUAUUCUCACUUUUGGCCUACUUUGCCUAUUGGUGCUGAAAUGGUUGGUAUGGAUAUCUACGUUUUCGGCUGUUGGAUAUUCUGGUUUGGUCUUCUACUUAUACCAACAGUUUCCUUAACAAGAGACUUAGUAUGGAAAGUUAUUCGUAGAACAUUCUUUAAGACAAUCAAAGAAGAAGUUCAAGAGCAUGAAUUACGGCACGAGGAUCCUGCUGGAGUAAUCAAAAAAGACGCUAGGAAAAGGUUAGUUAUAUUAAUAACUAAAAAUAAUGUUUAUACAUACAUAUACAGAUAUCCUUGUAUAUCUAUAUGUAUAUAUAAAUUAUUUAUAUUCUUUUCUAAUCAUUACGAAAGAAAAAUAUUACUUUUAAUGCAUUUCAAGACACCUAAUGCGGUCUAUUUUUCACUUUUAUCCCUUUUUCCAUUAUAGUGUCAAACGCUACAGUUACGGGUAACUGUUUCUUUUUUUUCUUUUUGGGCUAUUUUAUAUAGGCUAUAUGAGUUAAAAUUCCUUUUCGCUGUCCUAAAAAUUAACCCAUUUUUUUUGCCAUUUAAUUAUUAAUUUUACGUUCUUUAGAUCAAUUUAUUAUCGGAAUCGUUGUCUUAAGGUGAUCGCUUAAAACACUAUAAAAAAUUAUUAAUAAAGAUUUAUACAAAAAAAUAUUUAUUAAAGGUUUUUUAUUUUCUUUCUGUUUUUAAAAAUGAUUUCUUUUUUUUUCUCCUCUUUGCCUACCUAUGGGUUUUUUGGUUGCAAAUUUGCGAUAUAGUAGUUUUAUAUAAUUCUUUUAUUUACUUUAAACUGUCUUGCAGGGUUUUUAUUAUGUAAAAUAAUUGUGAUAAUAACGGUUGUUUAUGUGCAUAUAAGAUGAUUUGAAUUAUACAGUAUAUAUAUUAUAUGUACUAUUUGUAUAUGCUGUAUGUAUGUAUAAGUCUGUUUAGACAGUAUAUAUAUAUACGAAAUUUAACAAACUAACAUAAGAAUUUGAAUCGCUUUUAUAAAUAUGUUUUGAACUUUUUUAAUUUUGAGAAAAUGGCUUUUUAACAAAAAAUAAUAUCCUGCUUUUAAAAUGAAAAAGACGGUGACAGUUUUUUUAGGCAAUAAGCAUGUUUGGUGUAGAAAAUUAAAAAAAUUGGAAAGGAGCUAUUUCCCCGUAUCACGUGACUAGGGGCUACUUGCACCUGCUUGGGGUAGGGUAAAAAAAAAGAGAAAGCGUGCGAAGAUAAAGAGUGCACUACAAAAACUAUUGUAUGUAAGCAAUGUAUUAAUAGAGCACGUGAUACCUUGAAAUAUCUUGGAUUCAAAGGAAAGAUGUUUGUAUACAGCAUACAUAUAGAGAUAUAUAAUUACUGUAUACAGACAGCAUUAAGAUCGUUCCGUAAAUAUAAACAUUGAAAAAGAAUCAACCUUUCCUCUCUUUUUUUAAACAUAAUAGCAUUCAAAAUGAGAAUGUUCUAUAGGAAUGAUCUCAAUAGCUAAUAUAUAUAUAUAUAUAUAUAUAAAUGUGAAUGUACCACCAAAUUGAAACUAACAUAAAAAUAUAAUCGCUUUUUCCUUGAAUGUCAUAUAAAAUGAGCUUUUAAAUUUUAACAGAGCUUCAGAAACAACUCGCUUGAUUCAUAAUGUUUUCUCCCGAUCCUCUGGCAAUGUUCACCGAUCUUCUGAUUCGGCCGCUCCUCAGCGUAAGAAAUUUGUUUUAUUUUAUGAUUAUUCAUCAUGAUCGAUAGCUUUAUAUUGAACGACUUUUUUUUUAAUAUAUAUAUGCUUUUAUUCAUUUGCUAGGCUAUAUAUUUUCUUGGAUACGUAUAUAUAUAUAAAUAUAAAUAAUCUCUUUCUUUUUCAUACAACUUUAUUAGAUGGAUACGCCUUCUCGCAAGAAGAGCACGGCGCUGUAGCACAAGCCGAACUUAUACGUAAAUAUGAUACCCUAUCCGAAAAGCCUGCCGGUCUCUAAAAAUCUUCCUAUCUUUAUUAUAUACAGUAUAUACUAUAUAUAAUUAUAUAUAUAGUGAAACUGUUUUCUUAUAUUUUCUUUUUUUUAAAAAAUGACCGUUAAAAAGUUUUAAAAAAAUACAAAGUUAAGUAACUUGUUUACCGAAAGUAGCCGUUUUAUUGAGAAUGUUUUUGCCUUAAAAUUUUAUGCGAUGUGAUAUCCUGCUUAUUAAUAUUUCUAGUCAAAUGUGUUUCUAUAUUUAUAUAUAUAUAUAUAUGCUUUCUUUUUCACGUAUGAUCAAAAUAACUGAUGAAAAUAGUUGAAUAAACUAAAAUUUUGGUUAAAUGGAACAAUCUUGAAUGCUUUUAUAUAUUCUAAAGAAUUAAAAUCUAUCGGAAAACCAUCAAAAAAUUGACAAACGAUAAUAAAAAAAUUUAUUAAUGUUUUCGAGACAUGAUUUAUUCUCUUUAACCAGAUUUGAAGAGGAGAAUAGCAACUUGGCCGAGAUAAAAGUAGAUAAAGUGCUUGGUUUCAUGAGUAACGUAGGAACCAAAGUUUCUGCCAACGAUGCAGUGCCAAGUUGGGUUGUACUUUUUGUCGAAUUCUUUCUUGAUGAAGGCCGCAAUAUCUUUCUCGAUGUUGAAUUUUUCAAGGGCUUGAGUAGCGCAGUCAAUGGCAUCUUGCUGCAUAUCUUCAGUCAUAUCGGCAUUCUUGAUGACGGCUUUACGAUCUGCCAUUUUCACUGCUAAUAGUUUUGAAAGAAAAGUAUAAAGAUCUCGUUUAUCGUACUUUAACAAGCUUUUACUUACAUUUUUGUGAGUUUACUUCGAGAAUCUGAGAAUGACAAGUUGAUGUUGUACCGCCAAGCGAUGAACAGUGUUUACCGGUGCUCAGUAACAACACACAAAUUUACCGGAACAAACUCAGUCAAUGAUUGGUUUAAAAUAAAAGCUAACUCGAUCGUUGAUUGGUAGAUAUUCAGUCGUCAAAGUAAAAGGUGAUUGGUUAUAAAUACUUCUUUACUUGAUUGGAUAGAUGCAGCUUCCGGUUUACUAAAGGCGGGAUAAAAAAUAUGGAAAAAAUAAAUACUACAAAGAUGCACCUGGAUUUUAUUUGCGGAAAUUGGCGAACAACUAAAAAGUUUAAAAUACCAUUUGCUAACUAGCCAUAAGAUACUCUAUUGAGUAAGCUAAAUAUUCGCUCUAUUAUACUCACGUAUAAGUCCUCGCCGCAAGUCAUUUUAGAGCCUUGUAGUAUAGUUGCUAUUGAAAUAUGACAAUCAUCAAAAGAAAUUAGAAGAUAAAAAACCAACAGAUGGCAUUAUUGACAAUUACGUAUAUUACUAAAAAGUCUUAUCACAUCUAACCAACUUCCACAACAAAGACAACGUCCGAUAAAGACAAUUAGAUUUAAAGUGCAAGUGGAUUGGAAGGAGAAAGCAACGAAAGUAUUGAAAUUAAAACAAAACAUCUCUCUAUAUAUGGGAAAUAUGAAAAAAGACUUCUAUAUUGUUUUAAGAUUAUGAAAUAAAAAAAAAUGAAUUAGAUAUCAACUGUUACACUUUACAGACAGAAACAUUUGUUACCAGAGUUGUGUUUAUCAUUAUAAGAACCCAAAUGGUUUAAAAAAAUUACACUGUCAGCAACAUAAGAGGUUUUAAAAUGAAAUCAAUAAAAGGCAUUGUACUUAAACAUAGGCUAUUCAUUUUAUAAAUAACGUCUUUGAAAAGAAUUAUAAAUUGCAAUCAAAUAGAAAUAGAACUUGAGCAUACAAAUAUUAAAAUUGAAGAAGAGGAAAAAACCUGAUAUAAAAUACGACCAAUUUUUAGACGUAGAACUGGUUCCC